AUGCAGAUUCCCGUCGCGGCACUGCUGGGCAUCGUGCCGGCCUACCUGGCAGCAACAGCAGCAGCACAGGGCUCGCAGGGCAGCGGUGCGACGACGAGGUACUGGGACUGCUGCAAGCCGUCGUGCGGGUGGCCCAAGAAGGGGAACCUGGUCAGGGGCCCGGUGCAGACGUGCGACCGGGGCGACAGCCCGCUCAGCGACGGCGGGAACACCCGUUCCGGCUGCGACAGCGGCGGCAACGCCUUCAUGUGCUCUAGCCAGGAGCCGUUUGCCACCAACGCGACGCACUCGUUUGGCUUUGCGGCCGUCCGGAUCGCGGGCAAGCAGGAGACGGACUGGUGCUGCGCGUGCUACGAGCUGACGUUUACGAGCGGGCCGGUGUCUGGGAAGAAGAUGAUAGGUGCCAACACGGGCGGUGAUCUCGGUCAGAACCACUUUGACCUUGCGAUCCCUGGAGGUGGAGUCGGGAUAUUCAACGCAUGCACGAACCAAUACGGAGCGCCCUCCAACGGCUGGGGCGAGCGGUACGGCGGGGUGCGGUCGCGGGCCGACUGCAACAGCUUCCCGGCCAAGCUCAAGGCGGGCUGCCUCUGGCGGUUCGACUGGUUCGGCGGGGCCGACAACCCGGGCGUCAGCUUCAGGCAGGUCGCGUGCCCGGCGGCGCUCACGGCCAAGAGCGGCUGCGUCCGCCAGCGCGACGUCAUGGACCAGACGCCGACGGGGCCCGAGUCCCUACCGACCUGGACGCCGGGAAGCGGCUAG
Molecule: messenger RNA, 762 nt
Organism: Gaeumannomyces tritici R3-111a-1
Lineage: Eukaryota; Fungi; Ascomycota; Sordariomycetes; Magnaporthales; Magnaporthaceae
Product: endoglucanase
Exons: 6
Coding region: 1-762 (253 amino acids)
Biological process (GO): carbohydrate metabolic process
Molecular function (GO): cellulase activity
Source: RefSeq, a predicted model, not a curated record